AUUGUUUAUGUCCAUGCUAGGUGAAGUGCAAAGAAGGAAGUUUUGACCAAAUUGUGAGCAGACUGGAAGAAAAGAAAAUCAACUUGAGAAUUUAUAGUAGAAAUCAUAUUGGUGUAUCACUGGAUGAGAUGGUCACAGAUUCUGAUUUGGAAGAUCUGUUGUACUGCUUUGGCAGCGCAGCGAGUCUUGUUGAUUUAGUAGCAGCAGCUGAUAGUAGAGUGAAUGAUUUGACAGAAAAGGGUUUAUCUCGAACUUCUUCAUUUUUGAUGCAUGCUGUUUUCAACAGUCACCAGUCUGAAACAAAAUUAGUUCGUUACAUGAAGCUUUUGGAAAACAAAGAUGUUUCACUGGUUCAUUCAAUGAUUCCGUUGGGUUCAUGCACUAUGAAGUUGAACAGCUCAGUUGAGAUGGAACCUGUUACUUGGUCAGCAUUUGCCAGUCUUCAUCCUUUCUGUCCUCUUACUCAAGCUCGUGGGUACCAUGAGAUGAUCAAGGAAUUGAGUGAUGACUUGUGUGAAAUCACUGGUUAUGAUGGCAUUUCAUUUCAACCAAAUAGUGGUGCUCAGGGUGAAUAUGCUGGACUUUGUGUUAUCAAAGCUUAUCUAGCUGACGUUGGACAAGGACAUAGAAAUGUAUGUCUAAUUCCAGACUCAGCUCAUGGCACCAACCCAGCAUCUGCACACAUGGCAGGGAUGACUAUCAGAGUAGUGAAAACGGACCCAAAUACUGGAUGUGUUGAUGUUGAUGAUUUCAAGCGACUUGUUGAUGGCUGCUCAGACACUCUGGCUGCUACAAUGAUUACAUAUCCAUCAACUAGUGGAGUUUUUGAAGAAUCAGUGAGAAACAUUUGUGACACUGUUCAUGAGGCAGGAGGUCAGGUGUACAUUGAUGGUGCGAAUAUGAAUGCUCAAGUUGGACUUUGUCGUCCUGGUGAUUAUGGUGGCGAUGUUUCUCAUCUAAAUCUACACAAGACAUUUUGUAUCCCACAUGGUGGAGGAGGACCUGGCAUGGGACCAAUUGGAGUGAGGAAGCAUCUUAUUCCCUAUUUACCUUCACAUCCCAUUAUCAAAAUGCCACUUCUCAAUGGUGUUCAUGACACAAAAAGUUCAGGACCAAUUUCAGCGUCACAUUUUGGAUCUGCUUCUAUAUUGCCAAUCUCUUGGGCCUACAUUAAACUUAUGGGUGCUGUAGGACUUCGAAGAGCAACACAGAUUGCUAUUCUUAAUGCCAAUUACAUGGCUGCUCGUCUUAGACAACAUUACGAUAUCCUCUACACAGGCUCAAAUGGUUUUGUAGCACAUGAAUUUAUUAUUGACACAAGACCGUUCCAAAACAUGGUACAAGCUAAGAUCACAGCUACGGACAUUGCAAAACGACUACAAGACUAUGGUUUUCAUGCACCAACAAUUUCAUUUCCAGUGACAGGAACAGUGAUGAUAGAGCCAACAGAAAGUGAGAGCAAAGAUGAAAUGGAUCGAUUUUGUGAUGCUCUGAUUAACAUACGAAAAGAAAUAGAUGAGAUUGAGAGCGGAGUUGCAGAUGCAAAGAAUAAUGUGUUAAAGAAUGCACCUCAUCCACAAUCUGUUGUGGUCAGUUCUGAUUGGCCAUAUCCGUACAGCAGGGAAAAGGCAGCAUUUCCACUUCCUUGGAUAGUGCCGACAGGAAAGAUAUGGCCAACAGUUGGAAGAGUGGAUGACACAUUUGGAGACUUGAAUUUUUUCUGCGUGUGUCCACCAGUGGAAUCAUAUCAAGAUGCUGCUUAGCAUAUUGUGCUACCAAUUUUAGGAACUUUUUUGCCAAAAGUUAACAAAUGAUGUAUUGGUGUUCCCUAUUGCAUUGUUGUGAUAGGACCGACUUGUGUUCUUUCAUGUUGAUUUAGUGACUUUGCUUCUUUGUGAUUGAUUUAGUGACUCCAAAUGCCUAUAUGUCAUAAAGUAUGGUGUCCUGCAACCCUAGGAAUCAGUGUGUAGCAUAGUAUACAAUUGAAUUAGCUACUUCAA
Messenger RNA from Corticium candelabrum, 2000 nucleotides. Its product is annotated as glycine dehydrogenase (decarboxylating), mitochondrial-like. The coding region runs from base 129 to 1763 and encodes 544 amino acids. Lineage: Eukaryota; Metazoa; Porifera; Homoscleromorpha; Homosclerophorida; Plakinidae. Gene Ontology annotation, biological process: glycine decarboxylation via glycine cleavage system. The transcript is spliced from 12 exons. The record is from RefSeq and is a predicted model, not a curated record. Gene Ontology annotation, cellular component: mitochondrion; glycine cleavage complex. Gene Ontology annotation, molecular function: glycine binding; glycine dehydrogenase (decarboxylating) activity; pyridoxal phosphate binding.